UGGGGAUUGAGUAAUGAAUUAGGCCUGGUUACGAAACUACGAGUUCGCGCGCUUUGCAAAAAACUAAAUGGCUUCAAGAGAUAACCGUCUUUCCGUUUACGUUGGUAAUCUUCCCCCGAAUACUAUACAAGGGCAUUUCGAUUACAUAUUUGCAGGUUGUGAUAUAGAAAGUGUUAGAUUAGUGAGAGACAAACAGACAGACGAAUUCAAAGGGUAUGCUUAUGUAGAUUUUAAAAAUGAACAAUCCCUACAGAAAGCACUAGCUGUCGACGGUGCGAUUGUCGACGGACGCUCUCUGCGAGUAAAUCUCGCAGGCGAAAGACCUGGACGUGGUGGUGGUGGUGGUCAGGGUCAAUGGGGUAUGAACAACGGAUAUGGAAAUCAAGGACGUGGUGGUUUCGGUAGUCAUGGUCGCGGUGGUUUCGGAAAUCAAGGACGUGGUGGCUUUGGAAAUCAGGGACGUGGUAGACCUAGCAUGGGUGGUGGACGGAUGGAAAGUUAUGGACGUCCAAAUAGAGGCGGAAUGGGUGGGUUCGGUGGACAACGACAAAGUUACCAUCCUCCAGGACUGUCACGAGAGGAAUUAAAUGAACCUAGUAUCAGGAAUCCUCAGUCAAAUUCUACGGAUUCAACCAGUAGUGGUUCGGGUGGUGAUCGACCUAAACUAAACCUAAAAAUCAGAGAGACCCCUGUAAAUACAAAUGAUGAUCGACAAUUAUCAGAGCGUGCCCGUGCGAUAUUCGGAGUUGGGCGUCCUCGAGAAGCUAGUCCAAUUCGAGAAAAAAAGUUGGGUUCUGAAGAAAAUGCAACCGGUUCUAGUUAAUGAGAGAAGAUCAUUUAUAUUCAACCAAAGCAACUUGACAAUUGUUUUCACCAACAUUUCUACGAAUAUGUGUAUUUUUCUUGUUUAAUUCGAACAUUUCACCCCCCCGUUUUUUCUUACAUUACCACAUGAAUAUAUACAUAUAUAUUUCUAUGUAUGAACUAAUUUCAUCUUAAAAGUGUGUUACUUUUUCAAUUUGAUCUUUUUCUCAUUGUAUUCACACUUUAGUCUUUAAACCUCAUUGUCUUUUCAAAUCAAAACGUUUAAAUGUACAGGUUGUCCGAGUUUUUUUUCCCGUCAGUUCUACUGCUUGGUUAGAAUCUUUUUAAAACAAUAGUUCUAUUUGUUGUUGUGCUAAUUGUCAUUGUUGUUUGAUUGUAAAAACAAGCUUAUCUCCUUGGUAAUUGUUAGACAAUUUACCCGUUUUCGUUUUUACUAUUUGUCUUCAUAUAUGCGUGUGUGUGUGUAUGUGUAUACAUCCAAGUGGGUUGUUUGUUUGUUUUUCUUCUUUCUUUAUUACUGAACAAAUCAUAUACAUCAUUCAAUUAUCUUCUAUAUUACUGAAUCUGUUUAGGAAAGCAUAUGUAAAAAUAAGAGAAUAUAAUAAUCUAUUCUCAAAGAGAGACAAAAAACUAAUAAUAAAUUCCUUUUUAU
This is a messenger RNA of Schistosoma bovis, 1477 nucleotides long. NCBI's taxonomy places the organism in Eukaryota, Metazoa, Platyhelminthes, Trematoda, Strigeidida, Schistosomatidae. The record is from the annotation of a GenBank genome assembly.